GACGUCGGGCCUCUCCACCGCGCACGUUGCACGACGUUCAGUUAACCGCCGCGCGCGUUGGUGUGCAGACACAAACUCAAACUCCGCGAACACCAACAAUUCAAAUCCACUACAAACCAACCGUCGCGCUUUCAUAUUUCAUAUUUCUGCGCAUUCUAUUCGCUAAAUUUAUUUAUAACAAACUGAAAGUGAAACAAAUGUGCUGGAAGUUAAAUUGAGUAAAAUUAAUUUAAUCGUCAUGUAAACACUUCCAAGGUGUGCCAAGGUGACUGUAUGUGUGUUUUCUGUUCUGUGCGCGGAGACAAUUUAAUUGUUUCAUCAUUUUCCUCUCUGCGUGCGCACGCAACGAUGUUAAAUUACGAUCAAGAUGAGGAUCAUGACACAACACAAUGCAUACACAUCUCGGAAACUCAUCGGCUGAAUAAAUAAUAGACUUGUUUGUUAUUUGUUGUGCUGUGUUGUGUGUGUGUGUGUGGAUGAUGCAAGCAAGCGGGAACGGGAAUUAACCAGGCGACAAUCGAAGCACUUUUAUUUUUAUUUAUUUUUUAAAUUUUGUAUUUGUGUGAUGUUUUUAUAAAUACACGAAGAAGUGGAAGGAUGGAGAUGAAGAAAAAAUGAAAAUCGGCAACGCUGCGUGAACGCUGCUGCAUACCACUGCGACGCUAACAGGUGUUUACAAACAAACACGAGAAACGUGCGCAAGCGUUACCAGGCAACUAUAUCACCAGAAUGUUACCCACGUCGUUGCUCACCGUUGGUAUGAUAAACGAUGAACCAGCGGUCGCCACCCACGCGUCCACCGGCGGCGAUUACAGAUCGGGUGCAGUCAGUCCGACGUUGACCACCACGGUUACCAUGAUGGUUAAUAUGGGUAAUGGUCAUCGCAAUGCCGGACACUCGAAUAAUACGACGAGUUCUUCUUCUGUGCAUAAUGAUACUUUACCAACGUCUAAUGGAAGAACUAAAACGAAAUCUGUGGCGAUUGUUGCACCGCAACGGAGCAACAGUCUGGAUUAUUUGAAUUUCGAAGAAAGGCGGCAGUUAAUCGCAUCGUCUUUAUCACUAUCUGAUUUUUUGCAAUCGGCUGCUUGCAAUGGCGCCAAUGGGAAUACGGUGAAUAAUAAUCAAAAGGAAACAAAUGGCGUUGCUGCAGUGUAUGUUAAUAGUGCCAAAAAACAAAAUGGGAACGCGUUCCGAACGAAUAGCCUCGGGAGCGGCACGAGGACGCCGCCCCUGGAGCGCAAGAGUAAACUGUCGGCGCUGGGCAAGUUCUUCAAGCCGUGGAAAUGGAAGAGGAAAAAAAAGUCGGACAAGCUGGAAGCCGUAUCGCGAACGUUAGAACGUAAAAUCUCGGUCCGAGCCAAUCGUGACGAACUCGUCCAGAAAGGUAUUUUAUUACCGGAGAGUCAAUUCGCGCCCAUCUCCGAACCAGGAGAACCAAUUCCGUCUCCAAUGUAUCCAAAUCUAUCGUCGUUGAAUUCGAGCUCAACGACUACGACGACGAUGAGCCAAGCAAAGUACCAGCCUCAGCAGCAGCAGCAAGCUGGGCAUCAGCAGCAGCAGUCACAUUAUCUGCAACAACCACAGGGACAGCAGCAGCAGCAACAGCAAAGUCCGCAGGGACCGCCACCGGCGUAUCCUUCGCUGCCGCCCUAUUCACACUUCCAACAUUCGAUGCUCCAGCAGCAGUUGAUGCAGAAUGCCCAGUUUAACGCCCAGGCUGGUGCUAACAAUAUGGCAAAUUCCAAUGAACCGAAAAAAGACAAGACUGAUGGAUCAGCACACAAUAACGGCGCACUGUCGCCGAACGGCGAGAUGCCCUCGCCGACGAUGCAGCCACCUGCGUACGGUGAAACGCCCGGCAAGCCGGAGCGCCCGAAUUCGCUAGGCCCCGGCAAGCUGACGCGCCGCCUCCUCUGCUAUCACAGCGAACACUUUUCAGAUGGACCACAGGGCCCGCCCGGGAGCACGCCGCCGCCGCAUGAGCGCCACCCGCAUCCGGUGCUGCCGCCGGUGGCGCCGUCGUUUAUGCUCUCCGAGCUGCCGGAGCCGCCGAUCCCCGUCUCCGAGAUUGGCCCCAUCCCGCCGCCGCCGAUGUUCAGCUCGCCGAGUCCGGUGCCCGUCCAUCGGCAGCCCAGUCCUCUGCCGCCGCAGCAGAUGGGCGAUUAUGAUUAUGAUGAUCAGGACGACGAUGACGACGGGAUAGAUCCCGAGGACGACGAUUAUUUGUACCGCAUGCCCCAACCAGACCCCACCAUAGAUACCAAUCGAGUGGACGAGAUUCCGGCGAAGGAGCCAAAGUUCAACGCAAUGCCGUUGAAAUCCGCGCUGAAGAAAAAGGGCAGUGGGAGUGGACCCGGCACGCCCACACAGGAAACCCGGCAUGUGACCAUGAGGAAUCAGGAACAUGUCACAUUCAAACGUGCUCAAAUUCGGCCUAGGAUGCGCAUCUGUGGCAAACCCGGGAAGUUUGGUCUGCCGUGUACGAUGGAGAACAAGGAAAACACCCGACCGUAUGUGAUACGCGAGAGCAACGACGAUGAUGGUCAGGACGGUCCGAUUCUCUAUCGCGAUGAUGACCAUAGUCACGAUGAUAACCGGCUAGCGGUGAAGAUCGCCCGUAAAGAGAGUCUAUCGUUGAAGCUGUCGUUACGGCCUGACAGGCAGGAGCUCAUUAAUCGCAACAUCCUACAAAUGCAGUCCGAGAACGAGCGGCAGGAGAGCAAGGAGGCAAUCGGAGCGCGUCUAAUUCGCCGAUUGAGUAUGCGGCCAACACAGGAGGAGCUGCAGGAACGUAACAUUCUCAAAAGAACUACGCCCGCCGAGGAGAAGAAGCAGAAAGAGGAGAAGAAACGAUUCCUGCUGCGAAAGCUCAGCUUCCGGCCGACGGUCGAGGAGCUCAAGGACAAGAAGAUCAUACGCUUCAACGACUACAUCGAGGUGACGCAGGCGCACGACUAUGAUCGACGCGCGGACAAACCGUGGACCAGGCUGACGCCGAAAGACAAAGCUGCCAUAAGGAAGGAACUCAAUGAAUUCAAGAGCUCGGAAAUGGCUGUGCACGACGAGAGUCGUCAUUUAACAAGAUAUCAUAGGCCUUGACAAUUGCAAGGCGCGCUAAUAGAAGAAAUACUAAGAAAACUAAAUUCUGUGAUGGGCAUAGUUGUCAUUAGUAGAACUCAAUUUUCCCAUAACUGCUUGUUCGUUUAUUAAACUUCUGAUAAGUAUACCAGAGCGAAAGUAAGAGAAACAAAACGCAAAUGGUUACAAUACCGAAUAGAACAAUUGUAAUACACUAAACUCACAACACAGGACUAUUGGGCAAACGUAGUAAUGGGGAAGAAACAAAUGAUUAAUAAAAACACAUGCAUAUAUAUUAUAUAUAUACGAAUCUAUAAGAAAUAUUCAAAUUCCGAGAAGACACAUGGAAAAUAUUCAAUUGCGAGAUAUUAUUUGACUUCAUUAGCUUUUUACCUCGACGGUUACAUUAAAUUAGAAGACGAUAAGAGGUUGAAAUGUUGACCCGAACGUUGUGAAGAUCUACUACCUAAAAAGCGCAUAAAUACUUGUAAUAAUUGAGUAAGUGACGAACGAGAAGAAACCUAACAAGCUGUUUUUUUGUACAUACAAAAUGUGAUUUUCUAUUACUACAUAUAACAAGAUUUAAUUAGACAUAUUAAUGUAAGAGUAAGAAAUGGCUAACUUGAUAAGCGAUAACUUGAGGAACGAGAAACAAUGAAUUUUAGAUAGAACAAAAGAAUGGCGGAUUUGCAGCAAAUGGUUAUAACAUUUAUAGAUGUGUAAAGCGUAAAUAAUUCAAAUAAUCUUUACAAAUAAGAUGAUAUGGAUGGCACAGUGUGAAACGAAAGAAAUUUGAGAUUGAGAAGAGAGAAAUUCAUUCCAAACCGAUUGGAAGCGCAUACAGGAACAGGAGAAACAUCCAUUUACGGAUCGUUUUACCGAGUGGUAAUCAUGCCUACUCGGCGUUAUAACGUACUGAACGCCCUGUAUAUAGUUUGCAAGCAAUUGCAGAGCGAUGGGAACGCGAGUUUGAAGCACUUGAUGAUCAAAUUUGUACAUAUGUAGCAUAAAUUACUUAGGUUCUCGUUCAUUUUAAAUAAGACAAAACUGGAAGUGAUGAAAAUCAAAAUACUACAGUCUACACGAAGAAGACGCCCGCAGUUAGAACGUGUAUUUAGAGAAUACCACCCGCAAUAUCUGAUCGUUGAUAUGAUACGAACAAAAACGAGUUUUACUUUUUGUCUUUCUGUUUUGAUAUUUACUAUGAUUCGUUACUUUGUGCGCCAUUUUGUUUUGCGGCUCACACUUGCUAAAGAUGCAAUUUUAACAUUGCCGUACUAUUUUUAAUGUUUGUCCUUGGCUUAAUUUAUUCGAAUUUACAAGACAAUCUAUCAACAAAUUCAAUCACGCGCUUGCUAGCGACGUGCGGCAAUACGUUUUUUCUUCUACUUGUUCUUUGUUAGCGUAAAUUUAUUGCGUUUUAUUCUUGCGAAAUGAAACAUUUACUAUACAGCUACAGUAUUAAGUUAGAACAUUUUUUAUUUGCAAGACGCAACUGUAACACGUCUACUUGUAAGUUUUUAAACGUAUCGAUUCAUUCAUUGUAUUUUCCUGCAUAAUAUUAACCAACCCAACACGUUGUUCUGGGUUGAGAGAACCGCCGAUGUUCACACACACACAUCUACCACACCAAAACAGAACCCACACACCGAGAGAACAAAAUGGAAGCGUUGAUUAAAUUAUUAACAUUAAUUAAAAUGUUGAAUGUAUUACUUAGUUAUACCUUUGACCAUUAAAGUUACAAUUUUACAUGA
Dalotia coriaria is the source of this 4835-nucleotide messenger RNA. RefSeq names its product phosphatase and actin regulator 1. The record is from RefSeq and is a predicted model, not a curated record. NCBI's taxonomy places the organism in Eukaryota, Metazoa, Arthropoda, Insecta, Coleoptera, Staphylinidae. The transcript has 11 exons. Gene Ontology annotation, molecular function: actin binding. The coding region runs from base 730 to 3102 and encodes 790 amino acids. Gene Ontology annotation, biological process: actin cytoskeleton organization.